AUGUCGGAUUCUGUUUAUGUAUGUAACGUGAAUAAAGACAUGCAGCAAUCGCGGUGUAUAAUUGCCGACAAAGAAGAAUCAUCUGUACCUGGUGAAAGUCAAUCAAUGUUUACGGGUUGCUGUUGUUUGUGCUUUCCGAAAAAAAAAAAAAAUCCGUCCUCAUCGUCGAAACCACCUGAUAAAUCAAACGCCGCCAUGGGAAAUGUUGCAAGAAAUUGCUCAAAUUUAACGGAUAUCCAAACAAGGUAA
Molecule: messenger RNA, 249 nt
Organism: Pediculus humanus corporis (human body louse)
Lineage: Eukaryota; Metazoa; Arthropoda; Insecta; Psocodea; Pediculidae
Exons: 2
Coding region: 1-249 (82 amino acids)
Source: RefSeq, a predicted model, not a curated record